AUGAAAGAAAACAGGCAGGAUGCGAAAAGGCUCGCGCAAAUUCCACCGCGCAGCCGAAACAAGGACGGGGACUGCGAGCAACCCGGACAGCCGGGCGUCGCGGUGCAGCACAUCUUAUUACCUACGUCGCGCCGGCGCGAACGCACACACGGAGACUUGCGCCCAACAGAUGCCCCCGUCGCCCGCUCGAUCAGCGCCCUUAGCCCUCUCUCCACAGUGCCCUUUGCGCGCGAAACCCCGCAGAGAUGCCCCCCCAGGCCCGUCUGGCCGAGGCAACCUGGCGCUGCGAUGUGCCUCUUUCGCUGCCGCAAUUUCGCCAGCGGUUCGACACGUGAGAUGGGCCUCGCGACACACCCCCAGAAUGGCAACGCCCGUGUGACGGGCCCUGCGCUCCCGCGUGAGCAGCGAGGCGGCUGGCGAUAUGCGGGCAUGAGAGGUUUUUGUUGGGAGUUUCUGUGUGUCCGUCUCGAGGGCGGUGGUGGUUUGCAUCGUGAGGUGAUAGACCUUGAGCAUCCCGCAGCGACUGUCGCUGCAUGUUCGCAUACACCUGCUGGAGCAUGGAAUCCGUGUCUGCGAUUACGCUUUGCAGAGCCCAAAUGCCGCUGCUACCCUGCACACUGGAGCUCUCAAGACAUUCACAUAAGAAUCACCCAGGCACUACAAUGCUGUGUGGUUGAGGCGUUCGUUGAGGAGUCGGGGUCAGACUUCCCAUUAAGCCACCCUGUUAUUUCAGAUCAAAGGAGGAACAACCGUGCUGUAGAUAUUGUCCGACAACGCCACAAAGCCACCGUUGAUGCCUCACGCUGCUCAACACUGCCCAACUCAGCUCCGCAACAAGCCCAGAGUCACCCAACCCAGCCGCCUUGCAUCAACCACACCCUCCCUCCCUUGCCCGAAUCCCGAUCAUCUCACUCAUCGAAACACGCCAACGCAAGAAGCCGCCCCAUCCGCGCAAUGACCUCAUCGCUCGCCCGCUACACCCUCGUCUUCUACGCGCCCCCGGCCGCCGUCGCCGCCUGCAAGGCCGCCAUCUUCGGCGCCGGCGCGGGGCGCUACCCCGGCGCGGGCAACUACACCGAGUGCUGCUGGUCCGCCGCCGGCACGGGCCAGUUCCGACCCGGCGACGCCGCCAACCCGCACAUCGGCACCGUCGGCGCCCUCGAGGAGACGCCCGAGGUGCGCGUCGAGACCCUUUGCGUCGGCACCGACGUGGCACGCAAGGCCGUAGAGGCUCUCAAAUCGUCGCACACCCGUACGAGGAGCCAGCCUACCAGGUAUAUAAGAUGGAGGAUAUGUGAUUUCGCCUGCGUAUGA
This is a messenger RNA of Purpureocillium lilacinum, 1314 nucleotides long. NCBI's taxonomy places the organism in Eukaryota, Fungi, Ascomycota, Sordariomycetes, Hypocreales, Ophiocordycipitaceae. The record is from RefSeq and is a predicted model, not a curated record.